AAAGGGAGCGGCAUCAGCUGACUUGUCUCGCAGAUCUCUCGGGCCCCGGGGGUGUUCUGUCUGUGUCCGAGCUCGGAGCUGGUGCCAUGGAGGAGGCGAAGGGACCAGCGCCCCGGGAGACCCGAUCGCCGGGGUCGUGCCGAGUCCGCGGGUUCUGGGUUUCCCUGGUGAGCCUCCUGCUGCUGCCGCAGCUCGACGGGUCGCGGAUGCCCUAUGACUUCAGCCUGGUGCAGCCAUUGGUGACUCUGGAGCAACUCCUUUGGGUGAGUGGAAAGCAAACUGGGAAUGUGGACACUUUCAGAAUACCACUGAUCUCAGCUACUCCUCGAGGGACCCUUCUUGCAUUUGCAGAGGCCCGGAAGAUGUCAUCCUCAGAUAAAGGGGCUAAAUUCAUUGCCAUGAGGAGGUCCACAGAUGGAGGUGCCACAUGGUCCCCCACAUCAUUUAUAGUGGACGAUGGGGAUGUUCCCGAUGGACUGAACCUGGGGGCCGUAGUUGGGGAUGUUGAAACGGGUACAAUGUUCCUUUUCUAUUCUCUCUGUGCACAUUAUGAUGGGUGUUCCGUGGCUUCCACCAUGCUGGUGUGGAGCAAGGAUGAUGGCAUCACUUGGAGCCCACCCAGGAACCUCUCUGUGGAUAUUGGAACUGAAAUGUUUGCUCCAGGACCAGGCUCUGGCAUUCAGAAGCGGCAUGAGCCAUAUAAGGGCCGGCUCAUUGUCUGUGGCCAUGGAACUUUGGAGCGUGAUGGGGUCUCCUGCCUCCUUAGUGAUGACAAAGGAGCAUCCUGGCGCUAUGGCGGUAGGAUCAGUGGGAUUCCCUAUGGGGAGCUCAAGAAGCCAAAUGACUUCAGCCCAGAUGAGUGCCAGCCCUACGAACUCCCUGAUGGCUCCGUCGUCAUUAAUACCCGAAACCAGAAUAACUACCAUUGCCACUGCCGCAUCAUCCUCCGAAGCUAUGAUGCCUGCGAAACCCUCAAGCUCCAAGACGUGACCUUUGACAAACAACUCAUCGACCCUGUUGUAGCUGCAGGCGCUGCAACCACCAGCUCUGGCCUGGUCUUCUUCUCGAAUCCAGCUCAUCCGGAGGAUCGGGUAAACCUGACUAUACGCUGGAGUUUCAGCAAUGGUACUUCAUGGUGGAAAGACACGAUUCAGCUGUGGCCAGGUCCCAGUGGUUACUCAUCCUUGACAGUUCUGGAGGGAGCUCAGACUUGGGGGGAUGGGACCCCCCAGAUCUAUGUCCUGUAUGAAAAGGGUCGCAAUUAUUACUUUGAGAGUAUCUCUCUAGCCAAGAUCAGUGUCUAUGGCACUCUCUGAGCCUUACCCCACUGCCGGGAUGAGAAGAUAUGAAGGGUGCCUUUUAGGUCUCUGCUGAUCCAUAGCUGGAGAUUCGUGGCUCUUUCCCAAGAAGUCAUGACUUUUGGAAUAUUCAUCUUCCCUUUGAAAGGGUGAGAUACCCCCUUUAAGACGUUUUGUCUUAUCUCCUCUGACAAACACUAGGCUCUCUUUCCCCCUGAGCCUUCCUUCUUCAGUUAUAAGGCUUUUUUUUGCUUAGGAGAUGGGGCCUCACUUCUAAUAAUCUCUCUCUUAGGGCAGUAGACUGCCCUUGCUCCUAAGUCUACUGAUUCCCCCCUCCCCUCUCCCAUUCCUCUCCAUGAUGGGGGAUGAAUUUGCACAAACCUGAACUCAGGGACUUCUGACUGGGAGGGGUGCUGAUAUUUAGACUGGGAGGUUGUUGGGGGACGGUAAGAGAUUUUGGAUGAGGAAAGGACACCUUGGACUGUUUACAGCUCAGUAAGUUAGCUAAAUUAAUAGUUCUAAUGAAGGAAAAUAAAAUUUGCCAAUGUCUAUUUA
Molecule: messenger RNA, 1853 nt
Organism: Trichosurus vulpecula (common brushtail)
Lineage: Eukaryota; Metazoa; Chordata; Mammalia; Diprotodontia; Phalangeridae
Gene: NEU1
Product: neuraminidase 1
Exons: 6
Coding region: 87-1316 (409 amino acids)
Biological process (GO): oligosaccharide catabolic process; ganglioside catabolic process
Cellular component (GO): membrane; cytoplasm; lysosome
Molecular function (GO): exo-alpha-sialidase activity
Source: RefSeq, a predicted model, not a curated record